Zymoseptoria tritici IPO323 is the source of this 1074-nucleotide messenger RNA. RefSeq lists its product as uncharacterized. The transcript is spliced from 3 exons. Gene Ontology annotation, biological process: translational initiation. Gene Ontology annotation, molecular function: guanyl-nucleotide exchange factor activity; translation initiation factor activity. The record is from RefSeq and is a predicted model, not a curated record. The coding region runs from base 25 to 1074 and encodes 349 amino acids. NCBI's taxonomy places the organism in Eukaryota, Fungi, Ascomycota, Dothideomycetes, Mycosphaerellales, Mycosphaerellaceae. Gene Ontology annotation, cellular component: eukaryotic translation initiation factor 2B complex.
AAUCGCUGCUCAGAAUCAAACAUCAUGGCGACCUCAACAAAUUCUCCCCACUUCAAACCCUUCGACGUCGUCACGGCCUACCACCAACUCCUCAACGACGACCCCGACCUCACCAUGCCCGUAGCAGCAAUCGAAGCCCUCAUCCUCGGACUCGCCAACACGCCCGCAACCACCGUCUCCGAAACCCUCGACUCCGUCUCCAAACUCACCCUCCAACUCAAACGCAGCGUCCCUAAUUCCAUCUCACUCUCCGCGGGGACGGACAUUUUCCAACAAUACCUCAUCACUUCACUCCAGCGACCGGGCGGUGGAUCGGGAGACUUUGAACAGAUUCGCAGUCAUCUCGUGCAGAAUGGGAAAUUGUUUGUUGAGCGGGCGAAAGCGGCGAGGGAGACGAUCGCAGGAUUUGGAAGGCAGUUUGUGAGGGAUGGAAAUACAGUGUUGACGAAUGGCGGGUCAAGAGUGGUGGGUGCUCUGCUGAGGAGUGCGGCGGAGUCGAGUAAUGGUACGGGAAGGGGAAGUAUACGGUUCCGGGUGAUUUAUGUGGUGUCUGGGGAUGGGAAAGAUACGGAGGCAGAGGACAAUAUUGCGGCGUUGAGGGAGAGGGAUAUUCCCGUUGCGACGAUCCCAUCAACGGCGAUUGCGUAUUGUUUGGAUCAGGUCACGCAGUGUUUUGUGGGAGCAGAGGGUGUGGUGGAAAAUGGAGGGAUUGUGAGCAGGUUGGGAACAUAUCAGUUGGCGAUGCUAGCAAAGGCGGCGGGAAAACCAUUCUACGUGGUGUCAGAGACGCACAAAUUUGUACGGUUAUACCCACUGGGACAGCAAGAUCUCGGGAUCCAACAACGAAUCGUGGAGUUCAAAACAUCGAAAGGGAGUGAGACGCAAGAGACGAAGUCCGCCAGCCAAGAUGAAGGAGUCGCGGACCUGGAAGAGCCAGCAGAGAAGAGUUCGAGCUGGCGGCCGGAAGAUGCUGUUGACUACACACCUCCCAAUUUGAUCAACGGGAUUAUCACGGAGUCCGGCGUGUUACUUCCGAGUGCGGUGUCAGAAGCAUUGAUCCAAGUGUGGUUCUAG